CAAAAACUAUCGAUCGCAGAAGGUGUUUAGUAACAGAAAUGCAACUUGCAAGUAUCAGUGAAGACGUCGGAAAUUUUUGGCGCGAGCUAGGACCAGUACUAGGAAUUCCUUCAUCAAAAAUCCAAAACCUCGACGAAGAUUGCAGAACUAAUUGGGACAAAGCAUUUUCCCUUCUCAUUUUGUGGAAACAGAGAGGAGGAAAGUGCGCAACAGCAGGAAUUCUUUCGGAUGCUUUGGAGAGAAUUGGAAGAAAAAGGUGGCUGAUGUAUUUGGAUUAAAGUAUUCUCUUUACGAUAGCGAUGAGAAUUCGCAAAGUCGAACUCCUUUAAACUGAACCACUCUCCUUAAGGGAACUUCCGUUACAGGUUUUUUUCUCCUUGAUAGUCAUUUACUAUCCGCUGGCUCUAAGUCUUCCAUCUCGAAACUCUUUUCGCUCCCCUGGCUAGCUCCAUUAUCAGGGGUUUAACUAUCUUUCUGUCUGCACUACGUGCUGCUGCAUUUGUGAGGCAGUAAGGCAUGAAUAACUGAAUAAUAAGUACUGCCAAAGGCUGACUUACGGUGAAGGGCUAUUAAGAUGUGUGAGCGCCCCCCUCCCGCUUGUCUCGAUAUCGGGACUUGAUGAAAAAACCUGGCAUCCCUUAAGUGUCAGUUCAUAGGAUCCCUUGAUGGAGAAUGAUGCCCACGCCUCCCUUAAAUAGUACACUUAUUUAGUUUUCCUUCUCAACAUAUUUCUAGAAAUGUGUGAUGAGAAUCUUCCCACAGUUAUUAAUGUUGGCGAAGGCGAUGAAAUCAGUUUGAGAGUGUUGGAUUCAAAACGUGGCAACGAGGUUUGGAGCUUUAUAUUACAAAGUAUAAUUGCUUCAUCAUAUGCUUUCAAACAUAUGAAUACUAAAUGGCGAAAUAUGUCAGUCUCACGAUGCCAGUAUGUUUAGUUAAUGCACAAUUCAUGCUCUAUUCAGUUCGCUUAUUUGCAUAUUCUCGUUUCGCCACAGCUGAUGCUGUGCAAAGAUCCACAAGGAAAUAAAUACGAGGUAAAACCUCUGCGCAGUUGUGAAGAGUUCAGAAGUUCCAAUCUUGACGAGGUAUUUUUAUUGCCUUUAACGAUACCUUUGAUGACAGCUGCAGAAUGUACGCUGUCGAUAAGUAGUGCAUAAAGUGAACACCCACAAAAUAAUAUUAUUUUUUGUUCUAAGUUAACCCAAUUAAAACCUAUUUUUAAAUGAACAUUUUUGAGCCAAAUUUUGAGCACAUGGUGAACUCUGUGUUUAACCUGUAUCGGAAUGCCUUCCAGUAACGUGAUUUUACCACGCUACUGAGGUGCACCCGUAAAUUUCCUGACAGAGAUAUAUUUUUUUUCGAGGAUGUUCCUGUUUCCGUUCAAGGAUUUGGAGUUGCCAUGGAAACAGAGCAAACAUCAUUUUUACGCCAAAAUAGCUUAAUCAGAGCCCGAUCGGGGGUUCAAGAACUAAGGAGGCAACUGAAAAAAGUAAAAUCAAAGAGCACCCAUUCGUCUGUCGAUGAAACUCCAAAAGUAGAACAAUUGCUACAGUGGUGCGAGGAACAGCGCAGUUGUUGUGAAGGAAUAUAUCUUUCUCUUAUUAGGACAAUUGGUGCGGUUUUUGGAGAGAUAAUGAAAGACAAUUCGAAGUGUAUUCAUCAAUUCUUGGAGUUUACGAUGGAAGUGAAGGACCAAGAAAACAAAAUUUUCUCCCGAAUUGAACCUGCGCUUAGUCAAAGCCAUCAUUUGGAUAAGCAUCAAGUUUCUCGAGUUGAACAACUAGAAAAGUGGAGAAGGGCACACAAAAAACAUAUCGAGGAAGUCGAAAAGUUACUUUCUUUCUUGCUUGAUCAGGUGAGUGCGGAAAGAAAGUAAUCAUAGCGGAAAAUAGAAAAAAGUCAGGUAUUUUCCACAGUCAUUUCCAUCUUUCGAAGCCAAUGUUUUUCAGUUCUUUACAUUAAUGAAAUACGUUAAAAAAAUUUAUUUUUCUAUGAUGGCCUAAAACCCUGACAAGUCAAUAGAAACGUGCAAUUACACCCCCUCUUGUGUAAUAUUUAGUUAAUUUUUUGUGUUUUAGCAAGCUAAAACCGAUCAAAAGAGCAGACAUCAAAGUUUGAGUGAAUGGUCAGGCGUGGACGAGAUAAGAAACAUAUCAAAACCACCUAUAGUUCAUCAAAUGAGUUUGAUGGAGAUCCAGAAGACCUUUAGCCAGGAGAGGUAAUUCGCAAAUGUUUUUGGAUAGUUUGAGUUUAUAGUUACGCUAAGCUUUUGAUCGUUUUCUGGGCAAAUUCUUGAUCCUCGAGUUUGAAAACACACGGGGAUCAAGUGUUUAUUCACUCUGACUUUUUGAUUGCAAAGUAACUCGACUAACUACAUGUUUGACUCCAAUACGUGGGAUUUCAUGGAAAAUCAAAGAAGUCGAGACCGAAAAAAAUGCACUUAGAUUCAAGGAGGUUCUCAGCGGGGUGAUGGCUUUUAAGGCUGAUGGUUACAAUUUCGGCGAUUUUACGGCUAACGAUUUAGUUCCUUCCUUCCUUCACGGUUAACCUUUCUUACGACUAACAGUUAAAAUUUGACCGUCUCUACGCCUAACGGUUAGUUCCUGUUCAAGGAAUGUCAAUUCUGCAUAUACUGUCUCGGUGCAGGUGUUUGCUUACAGUUGGUACAAGUGAUUUACAUCUUUCGGCGUCUGAGUGUUGCUGCAGAAGAAUACAUUCUUCCUUUCAGCAUCCUCAGAACUGAUAAAAAAAGGGCUGAGUGACUUCAAAAUAUGGUAAAAACAAAAGGUGGCUCAGGCGUUACCGCGGAGGAGUCACGAUAAUAAUUAUUCUUUAGGGAGUAUGCGUCGAGGUUGCUUCAGUAAAUGUUGAAUUUCGCAAGACAUUAGCCCAACGUCUGAAGCAGAGUCGUGCUUCCGCCGCACUAUGGUCGAACCUAAUUGCUAUUAGGUUUGGCACGGCAGAAGCAUGUCGUAUGAACUGGGCCUAAAUCGUUUUACAUAAGUUUUCUUCUUGUGCUUUACGUAUCAGUAACUAUAUACAAUAAUAUCUUCUUUGCAGAAAAGUGAAUCACGAGAGUCAGCUUCAAAACGGAAAAGAAGCCUGACUUGAGAUAUCAGUUAAUACUCGAGUGUUCAUCCUGCCAGCGGAAAUCAGGAGAAGCAUCAUGAUGAAGGGCGUUUCAAUAGCCAGUGAUCAGCUUAGUGCUGUAUAGCCGCUUCAAAUUGCUAUUUAAUGUAUUUUUCAACUAUAUUGUAGAUUUAAAAAUAUGAAGAUUUUGAAAUUUCAAACCUUCUAUCUUGAAAAAUGGAAACCAAAUGUGUAUUAGUCAUUCAUUAAGGAUCUACGAAAUAUUUACUCUUGUUGGGUUAAGCUUCUGAACAAAGUCCUAUCAACACGAGGCCGAUCGACUGAGAUAGAGAUACCUUGAGGAUGCCGUCAGGGGAGGUUAAAACAGUAUACCACCAAGGCACUGAAAUGUUCUUAAUUUGCAAUGUCAGUCCUAUUAUAUCACUGAUUAUUUCUUUUUACUUGACGUCUGAACUCCUCCUUCCCUCUUUGUUCACUAACAGCAAAACAUUGAACAACUUAAAAAAUGAAAUAAAUGAAUGAUUAGAUAUGCUAAACCUAUGUGUGAAAGAAAGAUAUUAAUGAAUAAGUUACCAGAUAG
Molecule: messenger RNA, 3667 nt
Organism: Pocillopora meandrina
Lineage: Eukaryota; Metazoa; Cnidaria; Anthozoa; Scleractinia; Pocilloporidae
Source: the annotation of a GenBank genome assembly